This is a messenger RNA of Penicillium concentricum, 849 nucleotides long. RefSeq names its product translin family protein. Gene Ontology annotation, cellular component: cytoplasm; nucleus. The record is from RefSeq and is a predicted model, not a curated record. The transcript has 2 exons. NCBI's taxonomy places the organism in Eukaryota, Fungi, Ascomycota, Eurotiomycetes, Eurotiales, Aspergillaceae. Bases 1 to 849 code for a protein of 282 amino acids. Gene Ontology annotation, molecular function: sequence-specific DNA binding; RNA binding; RNA endonuclease activity.
AUGGGUACCAAACGCUCCUGGGAAGGCCAGCCACUCGAGCUCAAUCCUCAAGAUACAAUCAUGGCAGAAGCAGAAACAAAGUCAGCUCCUUCAAUCCUGUCAAUCUUUGAGAACUUCCGCGACGAGCUAGACGAGCACCAUGAUCGCCGCGAGCGUAUCAUCAAGAAAAGCCGCGACAUUACCGCCCUGAGCAAGAAGAUUAUCUUUGCCCUCCAACGAGUCCGCACAACGAACCAACCCCUCCCUCCCAAAAUCGCCCAAGAAAACCAAACCCGCUUCGACCAAAUCCACGCGCUGUUCGAAGGGGUCGUCCCCGAACAACUAGGCAUCAAUGGCUGGCGAUACCAACGCCAAAUCAGUGCAGGAAUCCAAGAAUUCAUCGAAGCCGUCUCCUUCGACCACUACCUACGCACGCAAACGCUAAUCACCCACGCCGAGUGCUCCGCCCGUGUCCCACCCGGAAUCUUCGUUUCAGAAGAAGACUACCUAAUGGGGCUGUACGACCUCACCGGAGAGAUGAUGCGCUUCGCAGUUCUAUCACUGAGCUCCGGAAACGCAACUGCCACCAAUGCGACCGAGAAUACAGCAAGCGACAGCGAGAAAUCGACGGUCGCUUCGUCGCAGGGUGGUAUUGUGGUUGAUCUACGUGCUAUUCGCGCAGGCUUUGAGGCGCUCACUUUACCACAGCGGCAUUACAUGUUCCGGGAUAUGGCGAAGAAGCAGGACGUGAUGCAGAACAGUGUGGAGAAGGUUGAGCGGGCGGCGUAUGGGAUUGUCGUUCGUGGGAGUGAGAGACCAAGUGGGUGGACGCCUGAUCUGUCGGGCGCAGUCGAGGUACCAUCCUACUAG